Messenger RNA from Rangifer tarandus platyrhynchus (Svalbard reindeer), 396 nucleotides. The record is from the annotation of a GenBank genome assembly. Lineage: Eukaryota; Metazoa; Chordata; Mammalia; Artiodactyla; Cervidae.
AUGUGUGGAGUUUUCAUGGGAGAUUCUGUGGCCAUCACUUUGGGGCCAUGGAGUGGAGCGGCAUGCACAGGGUUGAGGAGCGUGCAGAUCCUCUCACCUAAGAGGGAAAAUAGUGGCCUGGUGGUUGCCAGUAUGAAACAGAACCACAGGUCAGUGGCCUGGGGCCCAGCCUCUCGCCCCUCCCCAUCUCUUGCUCAGGGAACCUCAGGAUGGCUGAAGCGGCAGGUGCCUGUGGUUUGGGGUCUCACCCUUGGAGCUGGUUGGCUUUUCCUCAUUGGUUCCAGAUUCUGGGCAGCCCCCUCAGAGGAUGCUUGCCUCCCAGGACCCCAAGGCCCAGGCACGGCCCUCUCUACCCACCUCCCCACUGCAGGUGACUGUACUCCUUCCUUGUUCUGA